Messenger RNA from Trichoplax adhaerens, 480 nucleotides. RefSeq lists its product as uncharacterized. The record is from RefSeq and is a predicted model, not a curated record. The transcript has 2 exons. The coding region runs from base 1 to 480 and encodes 159 amino acids. NCBI's taxonomy places the organism in Eukaryota, Metazoa, Placozoa, Uniplacotomia, Trichoplacea, Trichoplacidae.
AUGGCUGUCGAUAAAGAUGUAGUUCAUUGUUACAUGAUCGAUCAAAUUAGUCGUGAUCCAGUUAGAUUUCGGAAAAAAUAUUAUAAAAAAGCUAUAGUGGUUUCCUGGAUUCUAACUGUAACAUUGAUGGCUCUUAAUGUUGGAAAAUUUCUCUUCCCGUACGAAAAAGCAGACUGUUCAAAAACUCAGAUUUAUGUAGCUGCGGCAAUUGUUGCAUUGAGUUGCAAAGCGCCUUUAGCAAUAAUUGAGAUUAUACCUCCGUAUGAGACAUCGACAAGCAUUAAUUCUCACCGUAUAAUUAUCUUACACUUGGCAGCUAUGGCGACAGCUCUGAUAAAUCCUGUUCUCUACUACAUUUUUGAUGAAAAUUACCGCAAAAAAUGUUGCUACAAACCUCAAUCGCUAGAUCGAUAUCGACAACCAGACCUUAAAUUGGCGGAAUUGGACCUACCAGAUUCUACCUGUGAAAUUGCCGUAUAG